AUGAACUCUGCCCCGCCUGCAGGAAGCGCUCUGGCCACGCCCGCCAGCACAACAGGGCCCACCACACCAAAGAAAGGACCUCCCAAGUUCAAGCAAAGACAGACACGCACAUUUAAGAGCAAAGCACCUAAACCUGGACAGAAAGGGUUCGGUGACGAUAUUCCCGGUAUGGAAGGUCUUGGCACUGAUAUCACUGUCGUGUGCCCAUGGGAGGCGUUUGGAGACAUGGAGCUCAGCGACUUGGCCAAAUAUGGCAUUAUCUAA
Molecule: messenger RNA, 264 nt
Organism: Triplophysa dalaica
Lineage: Eukaryota; Metazoa; Chordata; Actinopteri; Cypriniformes; Nemacheilidae
Gene: pde6hb
Product: phosphodiesterase 6H, cGMP-specific, cone, gamma, paralog b
Exons: 3
Coding region: 1-264 (87 amino acids)
Biological process (GO): visual perception; positive regulation of G protein-coupled receptor signaling pathway; positive regulation of epidermal growth factor receptor signaling pathway
Cellular component (GO): photoreceptor outer segment membrane
Molecular function (GO): 3',5'-cyclic-nucleotide phosphodiesterase activity; cGMP binding
Source: RefSeq, a predicted model, not a curated record